UUACAAGGUUUUAAUUUGUAUGACAGAAGCAGCGUACUUUAUUCUUAACGGCAGCCCCAAAUCGGCCAUGGCGAUUCGUGCUUUGCAGAGAGGAAUAGGUCUAUUCUUACGCUCUAACUAUUCGCUUACGCCCCAUUUUCGUAAAGAUCCAUCUUGUCAAUUUGUUCCUCAUUUAACUUCCUUCUAUCAAUAUGGAUAUAAUAAAAGAGGAAUUCAGACCCAAAACGAGCCAAUCAAACCUGCUAGUGAAGAUUUGGUAGCCCAGGAUUCUAUGAAUGUGAAGCCCUGCGAUUUGGGAAGUGCUCCUUCCCUAAUAGAAAGUAGCAGUUCUAGCUCUUCAGUAAAAUAUUCAGCAGUAUCUAACUUGAAAACAUCAGCUAGGCAUGACCUCGCCAUGAUAUUCACUUGCAAGGUCUGCGAAACAAGGUCGGUCAAGACAUUUUGCCGGGAUUCAUACGAGAAAGGCGUGGUGGUGGCACGCUGUGGCGGAUGUGAUAAUCUCCACCUGAUUGCUGAUCAUCUUGGGUGGUUUGGAGAACCGGGAAAGGUUGAGGACUUUCUCGCUGCUCGCGGGGAGGAAGUUAGAAAGGGAAGUGUUGAUACAUUGAGUUUGACUCUAGAUGAUUUAGCUGGCAAGAAAUCUUGUAAAGCUGACUGACUAGUGUAGUCAUUAUUUAGAACAAUAUUUAAAGAAAUUUUAUAUAUACACAGAAAAGUUAUUUCUGAAAGGAGGAUUUGCUGCAAGUUAUUUGUUAAACUGAAUUAUGUUUAAUAUGAUUUAUGAAAUAUUACAUAAAUUAAAGUUAAUUUGCACUAA
Molecule: messenger RNA, 817 nt
Organism: Cannabis sativa
Lineage: Eukaryota; Viridiplantae; Streptophyta; Magnoliopsida; Rosales; Cannabaceae
Exons: 2
Coding region: 20-658 (212 amino acids)
Biological process (GO): protein stabilization; protein import into mitochondrial matrix; protein folding
Cellular component (GO): mitochondrion
Molecular function (GO): protein-folding chaperone binding; zinc ion binding
Source: RefSeq, a predicted model, not a curated record